AUGUGCUCACACUGGGUACCCAAGCAGCUGACACAAGCGCAUAAGGAUCAACGGGCUGCCAGCGCAUUGACAUUCCUGACAAAUUACAUUGACGAAGGAGAUGAUUUUCUUACUCAUAUUGUGACGGGGGAUGAGACCUGGUUGCACCACCCCACGCCCGAGUCAAAGCAGCAGUCGAAGCAGACAGAUUCGUCCCAGCAAAAAAAAGUUCAGGCAGGCCGCGUCAGUAAAAAAAAAGUUGUGCAGGACUUCGACUCAGACGCUGAUCUCAGGGGAGAGACUCGACAUUGGCGGACAUCGCAGUCGGCAGCUUUCUAUGAUGAGGGCUUUCGGAAGCGCGUCCCACGCUACGACAAAUGUCUCAACAGUUCUGGUGACUACGUGGAGAAGUAG
Molecule: messenger RNA, 393 nt
Organism: Aplysia californica (California sea hare)
Lineage: Eukaryota; Metazoa; Mollusca; Gastropoda; Aplysiida; Aplysiidae
Exons: 2
Coding region: 1-393 (130 amino acids)
Molecular function (GO): nucleic acid binding
Source: RefSeq, a predicted model, not a curated record